CGUGAUGAUGUCAUGGCUCCUGCUCCUCCCAGCGCCCGCAGUAGGAUCUCUGAGACUGGCGGCCAGAGGGUGAGGUCGGUGCGUGGUGGCGUCACGGCGCCUGCUCCUCCCUAAGCUCGCAGCAGUUCUGGCGGCGUAAGACCAUGGGGGCCCAGCUGAGCGGUGGCCCGGGUACCCCGGAGCCGGCGCAGCCCCAGCCUGCGGCGCCAGAGGUCCUGGAGCGGCCCCGGCCUCAGCCCGAUCCCGGCCCAUGGGGACCGCUGGACGACGUGCGCUUCCUUAUCGUCUGCACCUCCUGGUACUGACUCGCUCACCCUCCGGAGGAAGCCUCCUGCCCGCCUGCCACCCCUGACGUCCUUGCCUGCCUGAGUCCGGCUGGGUCCUCAUUUCCUCACCCGAGGUCCCUGUUACAACUACCCCCCCCGCCCCCCACACACCUCCAUUUCCUGGAACCCGGGAGACAACAGAGAAUUGGAGGAGGUCGCAGUAGACUAGAAGGAAAUUCGGCAGGUCCCUCUGGAGCUGCAUUAGGGGGAACCAGGCUCGGCACAUUCUACAGCAAAACCCAGCCCAGACCUUCCUGUUACCCCCAGGCUUUCUCAGCUGUCUGAAUCCUGGGGCAGCUCUUUCUCUGCUGGCCUGACCUGUCCUGUAUUGCCGAGAACUGAGCUCUUGCUUGUGUCUUAAGUUUAGGCACUAUUUUUGCUCCUCCACCCUGGAACCGACCAGAUAUCGUUAGGCUGUAGUCCUAGGAUCCUCCUGGGACCAGCCUUUUGAAAACGGAGGAUGUCUGAUCACAGGCCUGGCAAAUGAUAUGUGUGGGCAGCUCCCAGACACCCCCAAAACACCCUGUUCUUCUAAAAGCUUCUUAAAGCCAGCCUCGAAACCCGGUCUUUGUUCCCACUCAAGAAGGUGACACACUCUGUAUUUCUGUUUUAUUUAGAAAUGAUUUAAAAAACAUUAUACAAAGGCUGAUCAGUUUAAAAUGUGACCGACACUGAAAUGCUGUGAUGUCCCCCAGGCUGAGGGCAAGCUGGGCUCUGGGGCCCCCAGAGCUCUGCUCCUCUGUCUGCCCUGUCCUGGGGUGAUGGACAAACAGAUGACCACAGGCAGGGGAUCCAAGAUUGGAAGCCUCUAGGCAGAGCCCACUCUGGGCCUGGCCCUGCAUCCCUCACAUCUGCAGCCUGGGCUGCCUGCCUCCAUCUCCUGCUCUUUCCCAGCUGGCCUAGGUAGUACCAGGAACCAAUGGGGAGCCUGGGGUGGGGGGCCUAGAGCUUUCAAGAAGUGAGAGCACCAACCUGAGGAAUGGAGAGGGACCAGGAAGUGGGGGAGGGAGGCCAGGAGGAGAUGGAUGGAGGAGACACUUCUCACUUCAUCUCAGACCCCAGAGGGGUCCACAGAUGGGACACAGGUCCAGCCAGCCCACUGGAUGGCCCGGGUGAAUAACAGAACCUCCCUGUGUUUCAUCUGAGGGCACAGUGAGAGUUACCCUUGGCCUCCCAGGGCCUACCGGCAUUUCAUGUGAGUGGACAGGUGUGAGCUAAUAAAGUGCUUUGCGAAGUAUAAAA
Messenger RNA from Tupaia belangeri chinensis (Chinese tree shrew), 1568 nucleotides. It is a transcript of the gene MMP24OS, whose product is annotated as MMP24 opposite strand. The transcript has 2 exons. The record is from RefSeq and is a predicted model, not a curated record. NCBI's taxonomy places the organism in Eukaryota, Metazoa, Chordata, Mammalia, Scandentia, Tupaiidae. The coding region runs from base 144 to 305 and encodes 53 amino acids.